This is a messenger RNA of Spea bombifrons (plains spadefoot toad), 3446 nucleotides long. RefSeq names its product retinoic acid induced 14 (gene RAI14). Gene Ontology annotation, molecular function: actin binding. The transcript has 18 exons. NCBI's taxonomy places the organism in Eukaryota, Metazoa, Chordata, Amphibia, Anura, Pelobatidae. Bases 247 to 3168 code for a protein of 973 amino acids. The record is from RefSeq and is a predicted model, not a curated record.
AAAAGUACAAAGAUCGGGAGCCGGAGGGUCGGAGAGGAGAUCAAAAGCCGGCAAGCAGCGGAGAGAGCAGAAGCAGCGGGGUAUCCGGAGGGGUAUUACUGCCCGGGGCUGCAGUCUGCCCUCCUGUCAUGUGCCCGGAAUUGGAGGCUUCUGCAAGCAGCACUCCCAGCCAGGACUAGCAGGAGGCGAGCACUCGUAUGGGUUAUUGGAGAUCACUAAGGCUGUGAGACCGAGAUCGGAACAAACAUGAAGAGUCUAAAGGCAAAGUUCAGGAAGAGUGAUACUAACGAGUGGAGCAAGAAUGAUGAUCGUCUUCUUCAGGCUGUGGAUCACGGGGAAGCUGACAAAGUAGCCGCGUUGCUGGGAAAGAAAGGGGUGGUUGCCACUAAAUUAGACAGCGAGGGCAAAACUGCUUUCCAUCUUGCUGCUGCGAAGGGGAACGGGGAAUGUCUGAGGGUAAUACUGGCUCACAGCGUUGAUGUCUCAUCACAAGAUGCAGCAGGCCGCACUGCUUUGCAUUUGGCUAUUUUGAAUAACCAUUUAGACUGUGCCAAGAAACUCCUGCAGUCAAAGACCCCAGUUGACUGCACAGAUGUGGCUGGGAAGACCCCGCUGCACUACGCAGUUGCCAAUGGCUCAAUACCAGCACUGCAACUCCUGACAGAGCAGAAAUGCCCCCUCAAUGUGAAGGAUGCGGAAGGAAAUACCCCUCUGCUCAUAUCGAUAUUACAUGGACAUACAGAAGUGUUGAAGUAUCUCUUGGAUCACAAAGCUGACAUAAAUUUGAAGGACAAGAAUGGAAGGACUCCAUUAAUUUUGGCAUGUGAGUCCGGUAACCUCAAUAUGGUGGACAUCUUAGUGCAUAUGGGGGCCGACCUCAAGGCAACAGAUGCUCUAGGACAUGACGCUCUUCAUUAUUCCAGAGUGUCCGGAAACUUGAAGAUCGUCAACCUCCUUCUGUCCAAGCUCAGCCAAGAAUCAGGCAUGAAGACCCCAACAAAGCCAGUCCAGCAUGAUCAAGUCACUAAAUUAAGUUCUGAGAGAAGUGGGACUCCAAAAAAGCGCAAAGCUCCGCCACCACCUCCUAUCAGUCCUUUACAGCUAAGUGACAUGUCCACCCCGUUGUCAUCAACAUCCACACCACUGUCUCCAAAAGGGCAAGUGUUCUUCCCUGAUCAACCCAGCAAGGACGACUCUGCUGCCUCCAGACUGGAAUAUAAGGACAGACUGAGUGACAGUACAGGGGAUGACAGUCUGUUUGAUGUAAGCUCAGAAGCAGAGCAUCAAGACGCCGUUUCAUUACUCCAAGCAAAGGUUGCUGAUCUCACCUUAUUAAACAAGGAGUUGCAAGAAAAGUUGCAGGAGAAAGUCAGCAAUGAGCCCGUGGUGGAUAUUAGCUGUGACUCGUUUCACUCCACACAGGCAGAAUUAAGCAUGUCUCUCUGCAAAAAUCAAGACGCAAAGUCACCCGCCGUCAUUUCUGAGAACUCUGACGUUUCUUUUGAUUCCCAACCCGAAACAGCGAGUAGUGAACUGAAAAUGAAGCACCUUGAGAAAGCCGUGGAAGACUUGCAAAGGCGACUAAAUCAAUCGGAAGAGGAAAGGAAGAAGUUGGAGGAUCGGAUGAAUUCCGUCUCUUCUAGUUUUCGGCAGUCUGUUGAUUCUGAGGUUUUUGAAGAGCCUCCCGAGUUGAUAAAGUAUGAGCUUCAUGGAUUAGAAGAAAAAAACCUAGAAAGUGCGCGGGAAAAAACUGAUGUGCCUGAGGAAUCGGAGGAAUUACAAGAGAACGCUAGAACAAGUAAAGAAAGAUUGUUGCUACUUGAAGAGUUAGAAGCAUUGAAUAGCGAGUAUAAGGAUGCCCAAGCUGAAAAUGAAAGGAAAGAGAUGGAGUUGAGGGAUUUGAAACAUCAACUGGAUACAGUAACGGAAAGCAUGGUCAAGCUGGUGUCUGUGGAACAGCAAGAGGAAAGGGAGAGGUCUUACCGCGCUCUUAUAGAACAGAUCAAUCAAGAGAAUGUUAAACUAAGUGAUAUGUACCAAGAGAAAGUAGAGGAACUGGAGAAAUGGCAGAAGGAAUUAGAAAGUCAGAAGCAGUUGGCAACCCAGGAACAGGAUAGACAAGUAAAGGACGACAUGGCUCGAAGAAUAGAAGAGUUAAGCAGCCAAGUAAGUGAUCUGUCUUUGUUGUACAGCGAAGCCCAGGUGGAAGUUGAGAGGACAAGGCAAGCUUCACGGGAUCUCCUGCUUGACUUCAUCCAGAAAGACGAGCAUGCCAAAAUUGUGCAAGAAAUUAAAGAGAGCAAAGAGAAAGUGGAGAAGGACUUAGGUGAUCUCAUGUCGGAGCACACCAGGACUCUAGAAGAAGUGUGUCAGCUGAAACAGCUAGAGAAGGAGAUGGGGAACUCGCCGCUGGUUUCGGAGCAAGUGAAGGUUAUUGAUGCUUUAAAGAAUACUCUUGGCGAAAUGGAAGUGGAAAGAAAGGAGCUACGAGUGCAGCUCGCUUCCAAGGAAUCUGAUGUCAGCCGUUUACAAGAAGAACUGGAAGAGCAAAAGAGCAUCGCGCAGGAAACAAUGGUCGUUAGAAAAGCUUCUGAACAACGGCAGGCAUCUCUAGAAGAAGAGAUUAGCACUUUGUCUGCGGAGUUAGCAGACCUUAUGAAGGAGAAAGAAAGGUUAUCUAUGAACAAUGGACAAGUGGCAAUGGAACUUGUGCAGUUAAAGGGGGAAAAAGAAAGUUUGCAGUCACAGCUUAGAUCAAAAGAGCAAGAAAUCCACGGGUUUCAGGUGAAAUAUGACAAAGCCCAGGAAGAGCUGAAUGAAAUGAAGAAAUUCACUCAAAACACUUCAAAAUUAGAAGAAGAAAAAGAUAAAAAGAUAAACGAGUUAUCCAAAGAAGUGAGUAAAUUGAAGGAAGCGCUAAACAGCCUUUCUCAACUGUCCUUCUCGUCAAGCACUCCGAAGAGACAGAGCCAACAGCUGGAAGCCAUGCAGCAACAAGUCAAACAACUGCAGAACCAGCUGGCGGAGACAAAGAAACAACACCAGGAUAUUGUGUCAGUUUACAGGAUGCAUCUUCUAUAUGCAGUUCAGGGUCAAAUGGAUGAAGAUGUCCAGAAAGUGCUGAAACAGAUACUGACUAUGUGUAAAAGCCAAUCGCAAAAGAUCUGAUGGAUAAACUCACAUGAGGACGGAUAGUUCAUAUAGCACUGCCUCCUAGUAUUACUUAUCCUUCCAGGAAAUGCAUCAGAUAUGCUGGAUUUUAAACGUUUUGAGUUCUUCUGUAUCAGAAAAUUAUGUAUUUUAUAUUUUUUGAUAAGAAACCACAGUUUGCGUUGAACUUUUUAUUAUGAACCCUAAUAGUUUUCUUCCAAUUGUUUCCCGGACCUUCGGGAAGCUUAGGUUAGAAUAGUUCAUUUUCCAAAAUGUAUUAAAAUGAUAAGAACUUA